Eutrema salsugineum is the source of this 1056-nucleotide messenger RNA. Its product is annotated as transcription factor bHLH125. The transcript has 3 exons. The record is from RefSeq and is a predicted model, not a curated record. NCBI's taxonomy places the organism in Eukaryota, Viridiplantae, Streptophyta, Magnoliopsida, Brassicales, Brassicaceae. Gene Ontology annotation, molecular function: RNA polymerase II transcription regulatory region sequence-specific DNA binding; DNA-binding transcription factor activity, RNA polymerase II-specific; protein dimerization activity. Gene Ontology annotation, biological process: regulation of transcription by RNA polymerase II. Gene Ontology annotation, cellular component: RNA polymerase II transcription regulator complex. The coding region runs from base 20 to 835 and encodes 271 amino acids.
AAGUAUAAAGAGUCUCAUCAUGAGCAAGAAAGUCACAAAUCAAACUCUAAGAUUAUCUUCUUACCAAGAAAAUAUGGAUUUUGUUCCUUCAAUGUUUAUGCCUGAUUCUACCGACGAAGAUGGAUUACUAUUUUCUGAUUCUUUUGUUCUUUCGCCGAUUAUGUCAUACCAAAACUAUGAUGAUUGCAAUCCUAUCACAGACAAAAAUGGCGGAAGCAACAAGAAAAGAAGUUUAUGUGAAGACAACAAAGGGAAUGAUGAUCGAGAAGUCAAGAAGAUGAAACACAGAGACACUGAAAGGCAAAGAAGAAUAGAAGUUUCAUCUCUUUUCAAAAGUCUAAGAUCUCUCUUGCCAUUUCAAUAUAUCCAGGGUAAACGCGCGACAGCAGAUCACGUUUGCCAAGCAGUGAACUAUAUCAAAGACUUAGAAAAAAGGAUCAAAGAACUCAACGAAAAGAGAAAUCGGAUACAAAAAUCCGUACGGGGCACAGUUACAAUUCAUCCAUAUACGGAGGAAUGCACAAGUAGCAGUUUAUCAACAUCAUCAUUAUCAACAUCAUCAUCGAGAUGUUCAUGUAUAGAUGACAAACACAUGACGGUUGUGAUCAUACCUUGUUUGGUCGGUGUUGAGAUCAUCAUAAGUUGUUGUCUCGGACGAAAGAAGUCUUGUCUUUCGAGUGUUCUUCAAAUCUUGACUCAAGAAGUAAGGCUUAGUGUAGUUAGUUGCCUCUCAACUAGGGUGCAACAGAGAUUCAUGCACACCAUUGUUUCUCAGGUCGACGAUGGAAUAAAGAUCAAUAUUUCGGAGCUUAAAGAUAAAAUACUGAAUAUGUAGCCAUACAAGGAAUUUAUCAAGUAUUAUGAUUUUUCGUCAUUUGAAUAUGGAGUUUUACUAAACUCUAAUGUAUAUUUUAUUUGAGCUUUUAGCUACUAAGAUCAUAUUGUUUUAGUGUUGAGUGCUUAGAGCUACAGUUACAAAUUGCUAUUUAUCUUAUCAUUAUAUAAUCUUUUUUAUAUCAAAAUAAAUAUCAUUUUGAUACCUUUUAAUUUAUUCAA